AUCUCAUCACCCUCUUCACACUGGAGCACAACGCCUGCAACAACCCCCAACCUAUCACAUCUCUUUAUCGCGUGGUAUCGAGGCUGCGCAAGCGAUGUUUUUGUUGCUCAGCCGCAGGUCUAGGCCUGCGCCCAGUCGCGGGUCCAUGCACGCGUCAAGCUGCCCCUGACUUUCAGCUCAAGAAACCGCCCUCCCGGUCAUAGAUGGAAUCUUGCAACGCAGACAAUCCCCUCCAACAUGGAGUCAAUGAUUAAACACGUCUAUGAGCCACUUCAAGCUCCCCGCGACAUCCGUAUCCUCAACCUCUUACCCUCGGAACGCUUCGACGAUCCGGUAUUGGUCAGCCUAGAGGUCUGCAAGGAGCUUCCUGAGCCUUUGAAACUACUUGAAGCGCUCAAUAAGGAGUAUUCGAAAGCGAAGUCGAGGUACGAAAAGGCGCGGAAGGCCUGGCAUGAGGCAAAAGCAGGAUAUGCUUCUGAUUGCAGAGCGCUCGGACCUUUCCAAGCCAUCUUGCAGACGGGCGAUUCGUAUUCUGCGGCAAGAGAGCACUACAGAGAUGCGUCCUCUGAUAUGAAGCGUCUUGAAGCAGAGCAUCGGAAGCAGGACUGGGAAAAGUAUCGACAGGAGAAGGAAACGCACGAACGCAAUUCCAACGCGAGCUACGAGGCGAUCUCUUACGCCUGGGGCGAUGACACCAACACCGUUCCACUUAUGGUCAUUCAAAAAUUCUGGAGGUCUACUCUACAGAUCCGGCCCAAUGUCAUGGAUAUGCUGCGGUACCUUCGUCGGCCGAUGGAUACCCGAAUGUUGUGGGUCGAUGCGCUAUGCAUAAAUCAAAGCGAUAUUGCAGAGAAAGAGCAGCAAGUUCGAAUAAUGGACCAAGUCUACCGGAAAGCUGAGCGGGUCUUGAUCUGGAUCGGAACCGAAGUGGGCGAGAAGGGCGCGGUGGAGUUGCUAUUCAAAACCCUUUCUGCUCCAAGUUACGACUACAUACUGCAUUCACUUCGCUACGCGUAUAAAGAGCUCCUCGCUUCUCCCCAGCCUAUUAAAGAGACUAUAUCUGGUUGGUUGCAGGGGGUACUGGACCGCCCUUGGUUUCAGCGGCGAUGGAUUAUCCAGGAGGUUGCACUUGGCCACGAACCAUACCUACUUUGCGGGACCCAUUCCGUUAUAUUCUCGAGAUUUGUAACCCGCAUGACGGAGUUACUUGACGAAGAAAUCAUUACGCUCGGUCUCGGUCCGGCCCAAGAGCGCCAGCAGAGCGCAGUCUACCGACUUCAAAACAUUCAAGGGCAGCGAAGCGAUUCAUAUCCCAACUUCUGCCAGCCCACGAUGCUUGAACUACUUGUCAAAUACUAUGCAGCCGAGUGCUCGGAUGAUCGCGAUCGUCUCUUCGCACUCAACAGCCUGAGCUCGGAUCCAGUCCCGGUGAACUAUUCCAAGUCGGCUGAACAAGUUUACUACGAUUACGCGAAGGCCGAAGUAACAGUCCGGCCCGGUCUUCUCCUUAGCUGUGGCGCUUCCUUCGCAGCCACCUCAGAUGCCCUUCCAACGUGGGUGCCUGACUGGCGGUCGUCGCCCAAAUUUCGACCCGUUUCCUUCAUGAUUGAUUCGGCCAGGGAUGAUUCUAACACAACAACUCCACCUACCAUUGAAUCCGGCAUUCUAAAAAUCGAAGCACAUGAGCGCGCGAAAGUUGGCCAGGUCGUAAAUGGAGACCUUAACGACUUUUCGUCACAUGAGGGCGAUUUAGCAAAAGUGCUCCAAGUCUGGUAUGACUACUUUCAUCAGCACUGCGCUCAGUCUUCAUCGUCAGUUCGACAAGAUGGCGAUGUGAUAUUUGUGGGCGCAGUCACCGCGGGCCACGUACGUCUCGGCCAGGGGAGAUUUGUCCGUCUCGUCCCGGAUUUCUUCAAGAACCCUCUCGCUCCCGCGACUGCAGCCCGGAGCAAGUUUAUUCUGACCUAUCUCAGUCAAUUGACUGACUGCCAGCUGACCUUUGGAGGCAAGGACGUGACUUCUAUCCGGGACGAUCGCGUUCUCUUCGACUAUACACCUUGUUCAGAGGAUGAGAUGGUUCCCUCCCACAACGAUCCUGACCUGUCCACCAAUUUUCAUCAGGUAGCUGCGCAGCUGGUUCCUGGGCGGCGGUGCUUCUUCACCGAAGCAGGGGAAUUUGGAAUGGGCCCUGCGAGCAUGCGGGUGGGAGAUAUCAUCGUCACCUUUCCAGGAAGUCGGACACCCAUCGUGCUUCGGUCUUGCACUCCGCAGAAGGCAUUUUGCUCUCAAACUCAGCACUCACAAGACUGCAUUUCACCAUUGCAUGCGGCGGACGAUUUGACAGCCCAGCAACGGGAAAGAUUCACCGUCGUGGGCGACAGCUACAUUCCGGAUCUUAUAUGGAGCCAGCCGACUCCACCUACGGCAACCCUCCGAACAUACAACAUUAUUUAAAGCAGACUUGCCAAGGUGGCCUUUAAAGACUAUGUUUUUCGAUGUUCGCUCGGCGGAGGCGAUGGGCCUGCCCCUUGGCAACAGUCCGCACGGCUAUUAUCACCUUCCCAAAUUGCAUUUCAUCUAUACUACACUUCGAGAAUGAGAUGUACCAGGAACAGCCCAAUAAAACCGCGACCGCAUCUCGAAUUCGGACUUCGUCAGGGCUUCCGGAACCACCAUGCUGGGAUCGAUCGACACCAGGCUUACGACCGCCUCAUCUAACCUACUUCUGCAUGUUGCAUUUCCCUGCACGAGUAUACGA
Trematosphaeria pertusa is the source of this 2758-nucleotide messenger RNA. Its product is annotated as HET-domain-containing protein. The record is from RefSeq and is a predicted model, not a curated record. Lineage: Eukaryota; Fungi; Ascomycota; Dothideomycetes; Pleosporales; Trematosphaeriaceae. The transcript has a single exon. Bases 238 to 2454 code for a protein of 738 amino acids.